Molecule: messenger RNA, 1324 nt
Organism: Talpa occidentalis (Iberian mole)
Lineage: Eukaryota; Metazoa; Chordata; Mammalia; Eulipotyphla; Talpidae
Gene: TMEM156
Product: transmembrane protein 156
Exons: 7
Coding region: 45-950 (301 amino acids)
Source: RefSeq, a predicted model, not a curated record
ACCAAUACACUUGAUGGGAACAUGUUGCAUCAUGUAAAAUAGAUAUGACAAAAACAGUCCUUCUUAAAUUCCUUCUUGCAGUAGUGAUUACAUUCAUUUUAAUUUUGCCAGAAUAUUUCAAGACACCAAAAGGAAACACAUUGGAGUUAUCAUGCCUGGAAGUGUGUUUACAACCUAAUUUCACCUAUUCAUUUCCCUUAAAUUUUUCUUUGGUGACUUUUCUGCAACCAGCAAGGGAAAACCAGACUAUUCUGGGAAUCUUUCUAAAUCAUUCCAACUUUGAAAACUUCACCAGGAUUUGCCAAGACAUCACAAGAGAAUUUAACACGUGCUGCUCAUGUUUGGUUUGUGAGACCAAAGAAAACAUAAACUUUCCUUCUCAGGGACCAACAUCAAAAGUUCUUAUCAUGAGAGGAUCAAUGGAAGAGAAUGAAAAUGAUUUUUACUCACCCUGCCAACAUUUCAACUUCAUUGUACCUCCUGUAGUUGACUACUUAGAGGAAUAUAACUUUACCUGUCAUCUAAACACCCACACUAAAAUGUCAGCAAUCUUGGAGGAAGUUGCAAUACAGAAAAAGUCUAGAAAUCAUACUUACAGAAUUAAGGAAUACCCAAAUAAUUGUAUACACAUUUAUUUGCACCUGGAAAAGGAUGCAAAAAAUUUCAUCUGUUCCAUGAAGAUCACUUGGUAUGCUUUAGUUCUAUCAGUUUUUAUAUUUUUGUUCAUCGUCACUAUCCACAAAAUACUUGAAGGCCACAGGAGAGCGAGGAAGUGGCAGAGUCAUAAAUACCGAUCUACAUCUGUUCUCUUAAGAGGAAAUGAUUCUGAGAAACUUCGAACAUUGAAUGUGCGGGUUAUUUCAGGCACCACGCAGAGACUGCCCUUGAUUCAGGUCAAGAAAGUGCUCCCCCAAAUACCUGAACUAGAAGUCGCUUCCAUGGUGCAUUAGCAAGAUCAAUAAACUUGGUUAUCCUUUUGAAUUCCUCUGGACAACUUGGACAGAAUCCUGUUGAAGAAUACUCCUAAUUUUAUUUUGGAAAUGAGUGAACUGAUAAAUAUUUCGGUCCAACUGAGGAUGAACAAGAGGAAACAGCAGGAAUACUGGCUUGUUGGUGAAAAUCAGCUCAACAGCACUCAUUUGACCCAUGAUAUCAAAGGAACGAGUUUUUUUUCAGGAAGUCAUUAUGACUCAUAGAAGGUAGGGAAGCUCAUGGAAACAGCAAAAGAAUGCUUACCCUCCUUGGUGUCUGUCAUUGUUCAGCUUCAAAUGGCUCCAAGAUAUUAAUUUUGGGGAACCAAAUAAAUAUAGAGUCAAGGAUGAAA